AAGCGACCGGAGACAGUUUUGAGGAGUCUUGGGAUGUGAGGAAGCGGGACACAGCUGCAGAAGUAUUGGCCAAGGAUUUUGGCUCCCUUGAGUAUGCAAGAGAAACCGACACGGAUUAAUGUUAUACCUGGCUGCCUCCACAGCUGGUCUGAUCACAAAAUAUGGGCAAAGAAUAAUUAUUGGAGGUUCUUUUGACUGCCAUAUACAUUGAGACCAUCAUUCCACAGUGACCUGUCCAUAUUUUCAUUCGUUCUGCCCCACCCGCUGUUGACACCCUUGGCCUGGACGGGAAUUUGCAGGCAGAAGAUGGCCAAGGAAAGGUGCCAGAAAAAGUCUUUUCAAGAUAGUCUUGAAGACAUAAAGAAACGAAUGAAAGAAAAAAGGAAUAAAAACUUGGCAGAGAUUGGCAGACGCAGGUCCUUUAUACCUGCACCAUGCCAAGUGAUUACCAACACUUGUACACUGCUGAAAAAUUACCAAGACAACAACAAAAUGUUAGUUUUAGCUUUGGAAAAUGAAAAAUCCAAAGUGAGAGAAGCCCAAGAUAUCAUCCUACAGCUAAGAAAAGAAUGUUACUACCUUGCAUGUCAGGUAUAUGCACUGAAAGAAAAACUUACUUCACAACAAACAGAAGAUACUGCUCAGAACCAGGAAGUAUGUCUCUCAGGAAUGGACUCCAAUAAUGAUGACAACCCCAGGGAUUUAUUUGCAAAGGAUUUACCGCAAGUUCCUUUUCAAGAAACUGACCUUCCAGGACAAGAAGAAUCAUCCCAAAUAGAAGAGCAAAUACUUUCUACUCUUCAAGACACAGUGGGACCUGAUUUUGAUUCAAGGGAAGCUAAGUCUACUGCUAAUGUCUUACCUAGAACUGUAUCUCUCCGUCGCCAUGUAAAGGAACAUUUCAACAGUUUAAGUCAUUUUGAUACAUUGGAUAAUUUUGAAACUAGUUAUUUGCAAGAGCAGUCUUUUGAACUAGAAAGAAUCAGACAUGUAGACCCAGUAGUAAAUAUGCACUUAACAAAAAAUGAAGAAAAAAAUGUCUGUCAAUGGAACAAAGACAAAAUUAAUUUAUCACCAAGGGUGAUUCAACCAGGAAAGUUUACCAAAAUGAAAGAAGUCAUUUUAGAAUCUAAAUCUGAAAAAAAAAGUCAGCAUAGAGGUAUACGAGUAAGAAAAAAAGAAGAGAAAAGAAAAACUAACAGAAAAUCUAAGCCUACAUCAAAGUAUAAAGAGAACAAAAGUGAAAAUCAAAAAACUGUUUGCUCCCAAAAAUUGGAUGAAUCUAUCAGUUCCAGUGAUGCUUACAAUUUUAAUUUGGAAGAGGGUAUUCAUCUCACUCCUUUCCGACAAAAAACUAACACUGAUUCUAAUAGAGAAGAAAACAACAGGAAAUCUGAAGUGAGCAUCUUUGAAUCCAGCAGUUCUGGAGACGAUUCUGAUGAUCUCUAUGUGCCCCACUGCAAGAAUACUCAGAAUCUCACAAGCACAUCAGGUAGACCAGUCACCCGGCCUCGAUCUAAAAGAGCGCUAAACUACACAAAUGAACAAGAGGUGGAGGAUUCUAAGCCAACAAAAACUCCUACCAGUGUACCACCUAAGACUCACCCAUCACCUCCAUCACCUCACCGUAGCCUGAAGGAUAUCACCAAUGUUCCCUUGUUUCCCGAAAUAAAAAUCAGGAGACUUUCUCUCUCUCCAGAAAAGAAUAAAGAAAGCACAGCCACGUGUCUGCCUAAGCGCAGAUGCACAAGCAGUGUGAACUACAAGGAGCCGACGCUUGCCUCGAAGCUAAGAAGAGGAGACCCUUUCACAGAUUUGUGUUUCUUGAAUUCUCCUAUUUUCAAGCAGAAGAAGAAUUUGAGACAUUCUAAAAAAAGCAUAAAGCAAAUACAGUAAAUGUCUUUUUGGAUGCUGCUUAAAUUUGUGCUACAUCCUUUUCUGUUGCUCCAAUAGACUGUCAGCUGGCCCACAAGUGGAUGGAACUGUUGCCAUAGAAUAUUCUCUUAACAGGGCCCUAGAUCGUGAACAUUUCUUCCAAACCAUGAUUUAUAAUUGUUUAGUUUUCUUAUACUACCUAAACCCUUUGAUUUUAUUCAAAGUAUAUCUUAUACCAACAUUUUGGAAAUUAUAAUCUUCUGGCAUCUUUUAUUUUUUCCCUUAAGUGGGGGAUACUAGAGUAUUUUUUUACAUAGGAUGAAGUUUUUUUGGUACUCCUUAUGUAAUUGUUGAGUAAGUAAAUCCUUGACAUUUGUAGAUGACCCUAAGGUUAUGGAUCCUUCAUAUUACUGUUGUAUUUGAUUCUUCACGUGAAAUGUUUACAGAAUCACAAUUCAGAGAAUCAAUGAAUGCUCGGGCUUAUGGACUAGUUGAGGGAACAGUUAUGAACCCUGAGUAAUAUCAUAUUGGAAAAACCAUAAGGUCCUCUGUCAUGGACUCUCAGAACUCCCUACUUAGGCAAAAAUCUCAAAUAUUAAAUAUGUGAAUACUAAGCUUUUCUGUUUUUGAUCAGCCAGUGAGAGGAAAUGUGUUCAAUUCAGUGUUUGACAUCUAUCUUCGUAUGUACCACUUUAAACUUUUUUAAAUC
Molecule: messenger RNA, 2584 nt
Organism: Fukomys damarensis (Damara mole-rat)
Lineage: Eukaryota; Metazoa; Chordata; Mammalia; Rodentia; Bathyergidae
Gene: Sgo1
Product: shugoshin 1
Exons: 9
Coding region: 307-1896 (529 amino acids)
Biological process (GO): meiotic chromosome segregation
Cellular component (GO): chromosome, centromeric region; nucleus
Source: RefSeq, a predicted model, not a curated record